ACUGAGCGCGCUCCAAGGUCACGUGGUGCUGGCGCUGAGACAAGAGUACGUGGCCAUCGACCAGCAGCUGCUGACGCUGCGAGACGGAGACGAGCUGGCCGUGGUGCCGCCGCUGAGCGGAGGAUAGUUGUGUGACAACAAAGAUGGCGGCGUCAGAGGAGGGGCGGGACAUCUUCAAGCUGAGUCGUGAUUGGCUGUCUGUACAGGAAGUUGUGGCCGCUGUCAGCAGUACUUCCUGUGGCGCCAUUUCCCUUUUUAUUGGUACGACACGCGCUGACGUGCUGGAGGGCAGGAAGGUGAGGGGUCUGCAGUACGAGGCGUACGAGGCCAUGGUCCAAUCAGAGCUCAGCAGGCUGUGUGGUGACAUCAGAGCACGCUGGCCCCGCCUCACACACAUCUGUGUGCACCACCGCCUGGGGUGGGUGGAAGUGGGCGAGGCCAGCGUCGUCAUGGCGAUCUCGUCUCCUCACCGCCAAGAGGGUCAGCGGGCCAUCCAGCACUUGAUGGACGGGCUGAAGGCCAGCGUGCCCGUCUGGAAGAAGGAAGUGUACGAGUGCGCCCUGACACAAUGUCCUCCACAGGAAGUGUACGAGUCCCACGACGCCGCCUGGAAGGAGAACGUCGAGUGCAAGUGGUCCCGUUGCCAUGGAGACACCACACAACAACAUUAGUCAAUAAAGGUCACGUUUAUC
Molecule: messenger RNA, 692 nt
Organism: Entelurus aequoreus (snake pipefish)
Lineage: Eukaryota; Metazoa; Chordata; Actinopteri; Syngnathiformes; Syngnathidae
Product: molybdopterin synthase catalytic subunit-like
Exons: 4
Coding region: 144-671 (175 amino acids)
Biological process (GO): Mo-molybdopterin cofactor biosynthetic process
Cellular component (GO): cytosol
Molecular function (GO): molybdopterin synthase activity
Source: RefSeq, a predicted model, not a curated record